CCGGAGCCGGGAGCGCGGCCCGAGCGUGGCGCGGGCUGUGGGGCCGCCGCGUGCCCGGCCCCGCUCGCCCGUGCCCGCCCGCCAUGCCCGGCUUCGACUACAAGUUCCUGGAGAAGCCCAAGCGGCGGCUGCUGUGCCCGCUGUGCGGGAAGCCCAUGCGAGAGCCCGUGCAGGUUUCUACCUGCGGCCACCGCUUCUGCGACACCUGCCUGCAGGAGUUCCUCAGUGAAGGAGUCUUCAAAUGCCCUGAGGACCAGCUUCCUCUGGACUAUGCCAAGAUCUACCCGGACCCAGAGCUGGAGGUACAGGUAUUGGGCCUGCCUAUCCGCUGCAUCCACAGCGAGGAGGGCUGCCGCUGGAGUGGGCCACUUCGUCACCUACAGGGUCACCUGAAUACCUGCAGCUUCAAUGUAGUUCCCUGCCCCAAUCGCUGCCCCACCAAGCUGAGCCGCCGAGAUCUGCCUGCACACUUGCAACACGACUGCCCUAAGCGGCGCCUCAAGUGCGAGUUUUGUGGCUGUGACUUCAGUGGGGAGGCCUUUGAGAGCCACGAGGGCGUGUGUCCCCAGGAGAGUGUGUACUGUGAGAACAAGUGUGGUGCCCGCAUGAUGCGGCGGCUGCUGGCCCAGCAUGCCACCUCCGAGUGCCCCAAGCGCACCCAGCCUUGCACCUACUGUACCAAGGAGUUCGUCUUUGACACCAUCCAGAGCCACCAGUACCAGUGCCCGAGGUUGCCUGUGCCCUGCCCCAACCAGUGUGGCGUGGGCACCGUGGCUCGGGAGGACCUGCCAGGCCACCUGAAGGACAGCUGUAGCACUGCCCUGGUGCUGUGUCCAUUCAAAGACUCCGGCUGCAAGCACAGGUGCCCUAAGCUGGCAAUGGCACGGCAUGUGGAGGAGAGUGUGAAGCCCCAUCUGGCCAUGAUGUGUGCCCUGGUGAGCCGUCAGCGGCAGGAACUUCAGGAGCUGCGGCGAGAGCUGGAGGAGCUGUCGGUGGGCAGUGAUGGUGUGCUCAUCUGGAAGAUUGGCAGCUAUGGGCGCCGGCUACAGGAGGCCAAAGCCAAGCCCAACCUCGAGUGCUUCAGCCCAGCCUUCUACACACACAAGUAUGGCUACAAGCUGCAGGUGUCUGCAUUCCUCAAUGGCAACGGCAGUGGUGAAGGCACACACCUCUCGCUGUACAUUCGCGUGCUGCCAGGUGCCUUUGACAAUCUCCUCGAGUGGCCCUUUGCCCGCCGCGUCACCUUCUCCCUGCUGGAUCAGAGCGACCCUGGGCUGGCUAAGCCACAGCAUGUCACUGAGACCUUUCACCCUGACCCAAACUGGAAGAAUUUCCAAAAACCAGGCACUUGGCGGGGCUCCCUGGAUGAGAGUUCUUUGGGUUUCGGUUACCCCAAAUUCAUCUCCCACCAGGAUAUCCGCAAGCGAAACUAUGUGCGGGAUGAUGCAGUCUUCAUCCGUGCCUCAGUUGAAUUGCCACGAAAGAUCCUCAGCUGAGCACAGACAGGGCUCCAGGACAAAGGGGGGUGGAACAUGACCUGUCAGGCACUGGCUGAACCUGGAGAAGGGGGCAGGACCCCCUUUCAGCUGCUUCUGCAGCCUAGGUUCUGUUACCCUAUUUCCCCUCCCCCCUUCCUUACCACCCUCAGGUGCCUCCUAUUGGUGCUUCAGCCCUGGCCAAGCAGGUCUUAGGGUCAUCAAGGGCUUGGAAACAAGUGAUCCUAAGGCUUGUCUCCUCUCCUGGGCAGGGCAGACAUGCCUUGGUGCCGGCCACAUUCUACCUGGACUGAGGUGCCUGCUGGUGCUAUGUCCCAAGAGCCAUAGCGGGGAGGGGGAGUUGGGUAGUUAAGAAUCUGUCUUGAAAUCUGAUUUCUCUUCCCUCUGUGUCUUCUGGUUAUUUAUUUACUUAGUGCCAGGAGGGCACAGCAGGGAGCCCUGAUUUUUAAUAAAACCUGAAUUGUAUUUAUUAA
Messenger RNA from Eptesicus fuscus (big brown bat), 1969 nucleotides. RefSeq names its product TNF receptor associated factor 4 (gene TRAF4). NCBI's taxonomy places the organism in Eukaryota, Metazoa, Chordata, Mammalia, Chiroptera, Vespertilionidae. The transcript is spliced from 7 exons. Bases 84 to 1496 code for a protein of 470 amino acids. Gene Ontology annotation, molecular function: protein binding; zinc ion binding. The record is from RefSeq and is a predicted model, not a curated record. Gene Ontology annotation, biological process: positive regulation of JNK cascade; signal transduction; regulation of apoptotic process.